CAACAUGACCCACCGCCCUCGCGAAACGGAUGAGGGAAAAUGAUGCCUGAUAAACAUCAGGUCUUGUUCGGUGUACUAGGGAUUCCCUGUCACAUAUUGUCGAAUAAUUCUUGUGUUACGACGUAGAUACAGUUUAUUAAGCCAUGGGGAAAAAAGGAAAAGGUAAAGGAGGAGGAGCAGGAGGAAAUGCUGCCUCUGGCUCUCAGGGAGGCGCUCAGCAAACUUCAGCUCAAUCAGGAAACGCUCAGCGUCAAGGGCAGAACCCAGGUCAAGCACAAAAUCAAGGACAGGGGCAAGCUCAAAAUCCUGGUCAAGCACAAGGCCGAAACCCAGGACAGGGACAAGGUCAAAACCCAGGACAGGCACGAGUCCAAAACCCUGGUCAAGCGCAAAGCCAAAAUCCAGCCUUGGGACAAAGUCAAAACCCUGGUCAAGCUCAGGGACAGAACCCUCGGCAAGCUCAGGGACAAAACCCUACAGCCUGGGGACCAGGACAAAAUCCUGGUCAGAAUCCAGGUCAGGGAAGAGGCCGUGGCCAGAACCCCGGUCAGGGUCAAGGAAGGGGACGUGGCCAGAACCCCAGUCAGGGUCAAGGAAGGGGACGUGGUGCCCCAAAUCCAGGUUUUCAACCUCCUAUCCAGCACCAGGGGCCAGCCCAAGUUUUGCCUCCAGGGCAAGCCCAAGGCUAUGCUUCAGGGCCUAGGCAGCCACCCUGGGGCCAACCAAGCCCUAAUCCAACACAACAAGGACACCCCCCAGGAUUUGCUUCAGGGUCUAGGGCGCCACAGCCUUCAUCAUGGGGCCAACCAAGCCCUAAUCCAACACAACAAGGACAACCCCCGGGAUCUGCUCCAGGGCCUAGGCCGCUACAGCCUUCAUCAUGGGGCCAACCGAGUCCACCUCCAGCACAAGGAGUUCCUCCACAAGUUGUUCAUGGGGACACUGUACAAAAGUCUUCUGCGCAGUCCGAGUCCUCUAAAGGACCACAACAGGCACCUUCUUCAUCGGGUGAUGCACGAGUGACUCCUGCUGGUGGCCAAGUUAGCAGGGCUCAACCAGGAAAGUCCUUUGCCUUACCCCAGCGGGCCAAUUGUCCUCCGGACCCCAAAGUAGGAAGACCAAUCCAGCUAGAAGUAAACCAUUUACUUCUUCAAAUUAGAGAUCCAACCGUUAAGAUUUAUCAUUAUGACGUGGCGAUUGAUCCAGAUAAGCCAAAGCGUUUUAUGAGACUUGUAAUGGAGGAAAUGCAAAAAAAGUUUUAUCCAAGGAACUUCCCUGGUUUUGAUGGGAAAAAAAAUUUAUAUAGCAAAGGCCCUCUGCCCUUUAACACAGAGAUAUCUGAAGAGGUGAAUGUCAGAGAUGACGAACGCCAAGAUAAUAAACCCAAAACUUUCAAAGUAACCAUCAAACUUGCUAGAAACAACAUAUCGUUGCAAGAACUCUUUGCAUACCAAAAGAGUGGAAGGUCAACUUCUACUCCUCAAGAUGUGAUUCAGGCACUUGAUGUGAUCCUACGGUCAGCUGGCUCUCAAAGAUUUGUACAGGUUGGUCGAUCAUUCUUCUGUCCUCCCGUAUCGCCCAUGGAUUUGGGUAAUGGAAUGGAGCUGUGGUAUGGAUAUUUCCAGUCGUUCAUAAUGGGAAAUAAGCCGUAUUUAAAUAUUGAUGUGGCACACAAAGGUUUUCCAACAUCUCAGUCGCUUCUCAAGCUGCUGAAAGCAUUUGAUUCAAGGUCAGCAACCCCCGAGGAAGCCAUGAAAUACAAUCAACAUGAACUGGAAAGGUUUAUUAAGGGCUUGAAAGUUGAGUAUCAAGUGCCAAAUAUUGAAACAAGCAAGAGGACAUAUCGAGUGAAUGGCCUGAGAAGGAAUGCAUUUGAAGAAAGAUUUCAGAUGGGUGAUGAUGGCAAAACUAUUACUAUUGGAGAAUAUUUUGCCAAACACAAAGGUUAUCAAUUACGUUUUCCAAAUCUUCCUUGUGUGCAUGUGGGACACAGAGAAAAGGACGUAUUGGUUCCCUUUGAACUUUGUGUUCUGCUGCCUGGUCAAGCUACCCAGAAGAAACUUGAUGAAGGCCAAACUGCAAAAAUGGUUAAAGUUGCUGCCACUAAUGUACAAGACCGUAAAAACAAAAUAAAAGAAGCUAUGCAAAGGGCAAAUGUUAAUGCUAGUCCUCAAGUAAAGGAGUUGGGACUGUCAGUAGCAACUGAAUUUGCAAAAAUCAAUGGUCGUAUUCUACCAGCUCCCAAGCUGGCCUACUAUCAGAAUAGGACUGUUCAGCCUAUGAAAGGAGUAUGGCGUGGCGGGCAAUUCCGGGAGACACGCGCGCUGAAAAAGUGGAUUUGUCUUCAAAUCUGCAAUAUUCCCAGAGAAGCACUCAGUUCAUUUGCUGAAAAUCUGAGGAGUGAAGCGGGCAAAGUAAACAUGUUCAUGGAAAAACCUGACCCCCCAAUAAUUAUGGAUGGCAGGGGAAACCCGCAAAAGAUUUUAAAAGAUCUUAGAGAGAGACUUGGGGAGCUGAGCAAACAGGGAUACCAAUUAGUUUUGGUUGUUAUAAGUGGUUAUAACAAACAAAUAUAUGGCCAAGUAAAGCAAGUUGCGGAACUACAAGUUGGAGUACUGACUCAGUGUGUCAAAGAUCUCACUGUUACCAGGCGUAACAACCAAGCAACAGUGCAUAAUAUCAUGCUGAAAAUCAAUGCAAAGUUUAAUGGAAUUAACCAAGUUAUUGACGAUAGUUCAAAAGUGAAAUGCUUCAACAACAAGGUGUUAGUAUUUGGUGCUGAUGUUACUCAUCCUUCACCAGAUGCAAAAGAUAUUCCCUCCGUAGCAGCUGUUACAGCAUCACAUGAUGUAAAGGGCUUCAAGUAUAACAUGAGAAUCCGCUUACAAGCCCCAAGGCAAGAAAUGAUUGAAGAUUUGGAAGCUAUUGUCUACGAACAAGUAGGCAUUUACAGUAAAGAGACUGGUGGUCUUCCUCAGCAUGUUGUGUUCUACAGAGAUGGUGUCAGUGAAGGACAAUUUCAGCAGGUCCUUGGGAUUGAAUUAACUGCUAUUUUUAAAGCAUGUGCGAGACACAGCUUUAAACCAAAAGUAACCUUUUUGGUGGUCCAGAAACGUCACCAUACAAGGUUUUUCCCAAUGAACCCACGUGAUUCCGAUGAUAGAAAUGGUAAUGUUCCGGCUGGAACAAUUGUUGAUAUGGAAAUAACUCACCCCAAUGAAAUUGAUUUUUAUCUGGUUAGCCAUGCCAGUAUUCAAGGUGUUGCUCGUCCUACCAAGUAUCAUGUGCUAUGGGAUGAUGCGAACAUGUCAGAAAAUGACAUACAACUAAUGACGUACAAUCUAUGUCAUCUUUUCACGCGAUGUGAUCGUGCUGUGUCAUAUCCUGCGCCUACAUAUUAUGCUCACCUUGCUGCUUCACGUGGUCGAGUUUAUUUGGAGGGGAAAAGUGUGAGAUGUGAAGAAAAGAAAGACUGGGUGAAAGAAAGUAAAAUCAUUCAAACAGCUCUCAACUUCACCCAGACCUCUCCAAUGUAUUUUGUUUAGACAUAUUCCAUGCAUACUCAGUGAUUCAUUUUAAAAGUCUGUUUUGCUGUUUAUGUCACUUCUUAUAUUUUAUCUAACCUUUAUCUCUAUCUAUGCUUGAUUAUACAUCAUUAUUUGAAAUUGCAUGGCCUCAAAGAGGCAGUUGUGUCUCUUGUCAAUUUGAUAACUUUUUUCUUGUUAUCAUUUGAAUCAGUCAAAUGGGAAUCUCUGGUAACUUGUGAUAUUUAGUAAAGAAAUAACUUUGUUGUUAAAUGUAAAAUUGUGUUAAAGGCAUAUGUGUAUAGCAUAUUUGAUUUUUGGACAAUAUUCACAUCUUUCAACAGAAACAGUAAUCACAUGCAUGUUAAUGUUUACUUUAUUUGGCUUUUGUUUUCUCUUUAUUUUUUGCACCAAAAGUUUUCUUAUUUAAAUAGAUAAGAAAAUUCUUUUGUUUUUCUAAGUAUUAAGUUGUUUCAAUAAAAUAAUCUUGUAAAUAAA
Frankliniella occidentalis (western flower thrips) is the source of this 4022-nucleotide messenger RNA. RefSeq names its product protein argonaute-2. The record is from RefSeq and is a predicted model, not a curated record. Gene Ontology annotation, molecular function: protein binding; RNA binding. The coding region runs from base 144 to 3545 and encodes 1133 amino acids. The transcript has 19 exons. Lineage: Eukaryota; Metazoa; Arthropoda; Insecta; Thysanoptera; Thripidae.